AAUACAUGGAAUUAUUACAGAUGGAGGAAAAUUUCCGAAUGUGAUACCUGAUCAUACAUCUGGAAAAUUUAUAAUUCGCGCUGCGACAGCGGAAGAUCUACGUAAUCUUAGGCCAAGGGUUGUGAAAUGCUUUGAGGCAGCAGCCGAAGCAACCGGAGCAAGGUUAGAACUUACGUGGGGCAUGGAAAUUUGCGAUGUUAAAAUAAAUGAACCACUUGCAACGAGAUAUGAGAAUUACAUGAGAACAAAAUUUGGUGUAGAAAUUAAAUCAAAAGAGUUUCAACUAUCGCUUCCCAGUGCGUCAACGGAUCAGGGGAAUGUAACAUAUGCGAUCCCAGGAUUCCACCCAUUUUAUAAUAUUCAUGUAGAUUGGGCGAAUCUUAAUCACACGCCAGGUUUUACCGAAGCGGCUGGAAAAGAGAUCGCACAUGUUGAAACCAUCAAAGCAACCAAGGGAAUGACGUUGGUUGGAUUGGACUUUUUGAUUGACGAAGAGUUUGCCAAAGAAGUUAAAACUGAUUUUGAGGGGAUUAAAGCAGUGAAGUGA
Molecule: messenger RNA, 547 nt
Organism: Acaulospora morrowiae
Lineage: Eukaryota; Fungi; Glomeromycota; Glomeromycetes; Diversisporales; Acaulosporaceae
Source: the annotation of a GenBank genome assembly